Messenger RNA from Sturnus vulgaris (Common starling), 1218 nucleotides. Lineage: Eukaryota; Metazoa; Chordata; Aves; Passeriformes; Sturnidae. The record is from RefSeq and is a predicted model, not a curated record.
AUGCACCGCGCUGCCUCCAACCAGCGCUCGGUCUCCUCCUCCUCGGGCUCCUUCCAGCCGCCGCCGCCGCCGCCGCCGCCGCCGCUGCCUCCGCACGCCGCCGACCGGCAGCCCCUCUUCCCGGGGGGCUCCAGCAGCGGCGGCAGCCGGCGGGGCUCGGCGUCCAGCUCGGGGCGGCGCUGGGGCUUCCAGGCGCUGUCCCUGGUGCUGCUGCUGGGGCAGGGAGCGCUGCUGGACCUCUACCUGAUCGCCGUCACCGACCUGUACUGGUGCAGCUGGAUCGCCACCGACCUGGUGCUGGCGGCCGGCUGGGGCAUCUUCUUCUGCCGCAACAGCCGGGCGCGCCGCCGGGAGCGGCCCCCGCCGCCCCCCGGGCCGCCGCCGCCGCACCCGCUGCUGCUGCACGGCCCCCCCGGCGGCCGCGGGGCCGGGGGCCGCGGGGCCGGGGUCGCCCCCCGCGGCGGCGACUUCGCCUACGCGCACCUCGCCUGGCUCAUCUACUCCAUCGCCUUCACGCCCAAGGCGGCGCUGAUCCUGGGCACCUCCAUCCUGGAGCUGAUCGAGCUGCGCCUGCCGCUGGGCACCACCGGCUUCCGCAUCACCCUGGCGCUGUCCGCGCCGCUGCUGUACUGCCUGCUGCGGGCCAUCGGCACCGAGGGCUCCGGGCAGCUGCUCCUGCCGCCGCAGCCGCCGCCGCAGCACCGCGCCGCCGCCGCCUUCCUCGCCACCUGCCUCGACCUGCUCGACAGCUUCUCCCUGCUGGAGCUGGUGCUGCAGCCCGGCCGGCCGGCUCCGCUGCCCGCCCCGCUGCGCUACCUGCUCAUCGCCGUCUAUUUCCUCUGCCUGGCCUCGCCGGUGCUGUGGCUGUACGAGCUGAGCGCCGCUCGCCCGCCCGGCGCCGCCCGCCUGGCCCUGCACCUCCUGCUGCCCGCCGGGCUGCUGGACGCGCCGCUGCUGGCGCUGCGCUGCCUGCUGCUCCUGCGCUACCAGCAGCCGCUGUCCCUCUUCAUGCUCAAGAACCUGUUCUUCCUGACCUGCCGCGGGCUGGAGGCGCUGGAGACCUGCUGCCUCCUCCGCCCCGCCGCCGCCCCGCCGCCCGCCAAGUACGGCCCGGCCGCCGCCGCCCCCGCCGCCGCCCCGCUGGCCCACGGGCUCUCCGAUGUGGACGUGGGUCCCCACGGGUACGUGAACGCCUUGGCGGUCACCGCCCAGGGAUGA